This is a messenger RNA of Cheilinus undulatus (humphead wrasse), 1865 nucleotides long. RefSeq names its product opsin 5 (gene opn5). Bases 20 to 1081 code for a protein of 353 amino acids. Lineage: Eukaryota; Metazoa; Chordata; Actinopteri; Labriformes; Labridae. The record is from RefSeq and is a predicted model, not a curated record. Gene Ontology annotation, molecular function: G protein-coupled receptor activity. Gene Ontology annotation, cellular component: membrane. Gene Ontology annotation, biological process: G protein-coupled receptor signaling pathway. The transcript has 6 exons.
UUCUCCACUGGUGCCAGUGAUGGAGAACGAAACGUGGAUGCACCCGUCACAUAUCCCCCAUUAUCUCCUUCAUGGUGACCCCUUCGCCUCCAGGCUCUCCAGAGAAGCAGACAUUGUUGCAGCUUUUUACAUCUGUAUCAUAGGGAUCAUGUCUGCCACAGGGAAUGGCUAUGUCAUUUAUAUGACCAUCAAACGCAAGACCAAGUUGAAGCCUCCUGAGCUCAUGACUGUUAAUCUAGCCAUCUUCGACUUUGGCAUUUCAGUGACAGGAAAGCCCUUCUUCAUCGUCUCUAGUUUCUCCCACCGCUGGCUGUUUGGCUGGGAGGGUUGCCGUUUCUAUGGCUGGGCAGGCUUCUUCUUUGGCUGCGGAAGCCUCAUCACAAUGACGGUGGUCAGUCUGGACCGAUACCUGAAGAUCUGCCAUCUCAGCUACGGAACGUGGCUGAAACGUCACCACGCCUUCCUGUGUCUGGCAUUUGUGUGGGCGUAUGCAGCGUUCUGGGCCACCAUGCCCCUGGUUGGCUGGGGAAACUAUGCACCCGAGCCCUUCGGGACUUCCUGUACGUUGGACUGGUGGCUCGCACAAGCUUCUGUCGCAGGCCAGAGCUUCGUCAUGUCCAUCCUCUUCUUCUGUCUCAUCCUUCCAACAGGCAUCAUCGUCUUCUCAUAUGUGAUGAUCAUCUUUAAGGUCAAGUCCUCCGCCAAGGAGAUUUCAAACUUUGAUGCCCGCAUCAGAAACAGCCACAACCUUGAGAUGAAACUUACAAAGGUGGCAAUGUUGAUCUGCGCAGGCUUUUUGAUAGCCUGGAUCCCAUAUGCAGUUGUGUCAGUGGUGUCGGCGUUUGGUGAGCCAGACUCGGUGCCCAUUCCCGUGUCUGUUGUUCCCACUCUUCUCGCCAAGUCCUCCGCCAUGUACAACCCCAUCAUCUACCAGGUUGUGGACUUGAAAAAUUCCUGCACAAAGUCCUCCUGUUUUAAGGCUUUGACGAAACGCCGACAUUUUAGAAAGUCAAGGUUCUAUACCAUCUCUGGAUCCUUGAAGGACACUCCAGCUGCCAAAGAAGCUCACAUUGAGUUAUGAGACAGACACUUAAGACUGAGUGACCCUCUUGCCUCUGUGCUUUGGACCGUUGGCCUUGUUUCCCGCCCUUUGUGCCGUUCCCAAUCACAUGCUGCCUGUCACCAGCUAUGACACUGUCGACCUCUCCUCCUUGUUGCCAAUGGUUAUGAAGUAUGCCUGUUUUUGCACCAGUGCUGGACCUUUGUGUGCUUCCUGCAGAUCCCCACUACAUCUUUCCUGGAAACACGUUCCCCGUGGAGUUACAUUGUCCUAGCAGUGGUUAAACAUACAAGUGAUGUGUUGUGUGAGCUUCUUGAUCUCAUUUUUCAGUGUUUUGAACAUGUGUUCUGUCAGUAUGAUAUAAAAAAAGCACCGAACAUUAGUCUCCUGCUAUAACUACAGUCGUUGUCAAUAUAUACCUAAACUCAGGUUUGAAAGCUUGAGAAGUUUCCAACCAAAGUCAAAUCACUCCUGGAGCUAUAACUUUUAUCAGUCUGUCUGUAACGUGACAAAAUUAGUCCAUUUUGAAGUUUGGAUUUUAUUAAAACUGCAGAAUGAUGCUUAAAACCUGCCUGACGGUGCACUAGAAUCAGGUUAAGGCUCAUUUAUGCUCUGUGUCUCAUACACACAUGGAUAUGGCUAUACUCUGCAUGCAUUUCUUCAGUCUUUCAACAUGAUUCCUGGCUCCUUAUGGCAGCGGUUCUCAACGUUCGGGUCAGGACCCCAUUGUCCGAAACACUUGAGAGGGGGUCUCCAGAUACCAUGAAAAACUAGAAAAACACUCAGAGUGCAGAGCUCUGCCAUU